This is a messenger RNA of Zophobas morio, 1821 nucleotides long. Its product is annotated as N-acetylglucosamine-6-sulfatase-like. NCBI's taxonomy places the organism in Eukaryota, Metazoa, Arthropoda, Insecta, Coleoptera, Tenebrionidae. Gene Ontology annotation, molecular function: glycosaminoglycan binding; N-acetylglucosamine-6-sulfatase activity. The record is from RefSeq and is a predicted model, not a curated record. The transcript has 8 exons. The coding region runs from base 351 to 1820 and encodes 489 amino acids. Gene Ontology annotation, biological process: glycosaminoglycan metabolic process.
AAUAAGUUAUGUUAUUAGAUCGCGUCCUUCGAUUAGUGUGGGUUGGUGAUAUUGGUAUUAACAGUUGGCAUUGAAGAAAAAACACUUUCGUCUUGUCACUGUCAAAUCUGCCGACAAAUUUAUUUAUUGAUUUUUCUCCCGCGGUAGGUGAAAAAUCCAAAAUCUUAGAAUGGGUAAACCAAAUUCUUUCACUGCGUUUUUAAAGGGCGUUUAUCACGACGACUUCAAAUGGGCACUGGUAAAGAGCAUCGGCUUCUUUGCAUUGGGUGUGCGAAUCGCCCAGGAAUUCCACGGAGUCGAAUUAUUAACAACCCAAACAUAAAUUUAGUGUAUAAUAGUUGUAAAUAAAAAUGUUUAACUGUUUGUGUGUAAGUGUGUUUGUUGGCCUAACUCAUGCUUUACCAAAUUUUGUCUUUGUGUUGACUGAUGAUCAGGAUUUGGUGCUACGCAGUUUGGAUUACAUGAAUAAAACAACCAAACUUGUGGCGAAUGAAGGGGUCACAUUUACUAAUUUUUUUGUGAAUUCGCCCAUUUGUUGUCCCAGCCGAAGCACAAUUUUAACUGGGAAAUAUGCACACAACUGUCAUGUUUUUAACAAUUCAGUUGAAGGGGGCUGUUCUGGUCCAGAGUGGCAAAAGGAGCAUGAAAGAGGGUCAGUUGCUGCGAUUUUGAGGUCCAAAGGGAAUUAUAGGACCUUCUAUGCUGGGAAAUAUUUAAAUCAAUACGGCGAAAAAAACACUGGAGGUGUCAAACACGUCCCAGAAGGCUACGACUGGUGGCUAGGCCUCCAAGGCAACUCAAAAUAUUACAAUUACACCCUGUCGAUAAACGGAACUGGACAAUUCUUCGAAAAUGAGUACUUGACUGAUCAGAUCACAAAAUAUGCACUAGACUUUUUAAACCAGAAAUCCACUAUAGAAAGCAAUUUUUUCAUGAUGUUAGCACCACCUGCCUGCCAUGCCCCUUUCACACCAGCCCCCAGACAUUCGAAUUUAUUUCCAGAUUUGAAAACGUUACGGACGUUACCAUUUAAUGUGACACCAGUCCAUAAACAUUGGUUGGUACAAAUGCCACCAGAAAUUCUCCCCUCUGACGUCACAGUUUUGGAUGAAAUAUACAAAAAUCGAAUUAGAACAUUACAGGCUGUCGACGACAUGGUGAAAGUUAUCAUUAACAAAUUACAAGAAGUUAACGUCUUGAGUAACACCUAUUUUAUUCUAGCAUCAGAUAAUGGGUUUCAUAUUGGUCAAUUUACACAACCGUGGGACAAAAGAGAGCCCUACGAGAGCGAUAUCCACGUCCCUUUACUAAUAAGAGGCCCUAAUAUAUCAAAAAAGGUUCUUUCCGAGUUUCCUGUAGCUGCUGUAGACAUACUUCCUACAAUUUUGGAUUUAGCUAAGAUUGAGAAAAAAGACUCUGAUGGGCAGUCGUUCAAAGAUGAAUUAUUUAGAAGAGAGAGCCCCCCAUUUACUAAAAAUAUAUUAGUGGAGUAUUGGGGUGAAGCUGAUAGUAGCUCCAUUGACCCACAGUGUCCAUGGAGUUUUGAUAAUGAGUUAUCACAAUGUGUACUAGAUGCUUGGUGCAAGUGUCAAGAUUCCAGAAACAACACCUACAGUUGUCUCGUAGCCCUUUCUGACCACUCAAAGUUCAAAUUUUGUGUGUUUGAAGGCGGUUUUAUAGAAGCGUACAAUUUAGUGGAAGAUCCUCACGAGAUGCACAAUUUGAAGUUACAAAAAAUUGAAGUUGCUCAUUAUUAUUCAAUUUUAGAACAAUUUAAACACUGUGAAGGUACCAGUUGCUUAAUAAACUAUAAAAUUUAAA